AUGCUGACAGCUUUGGCUGACUGGAAAAGUUUUUCACUCAGCUCCAAACUUUCAGGAGCAUAUGCAAGUUGUGGCGAUUUGAAUUCUGCUAAGCUAAUCUUCCAUAAGACGGGAAACCCGAAUAUAUUCGCAUUCAAUUGGAUGAUUUCAGGGUUAACUUUUCAUGGCCACCAUGAGGAAGCCAUUGUUUAUUUUACAUUGCUUCAACAGUCUAGAAUCUUUUGUCCCAAUAAAUUUACAUUUUCAUAUGUGUUGAAAGCUUGUCUUGGUUUAAUGGAUGUGCUUAAGGGCAUGGAAUUUCACUGUCUCGUUUGUAAAAUGGGAUUUGAUUUGGAUGUCUCCGUUGGUAAUGCUUUGAUCGGUAUGUAUGGUAAAUGUGGAAGGAUAUGGGAUGCUCGCAAAGUGUUUGAUGAAAUGUUUAAAAAAGAUGUUGCUACCUGGACUUCAAUGAUCUGUGGGUAUUCUAGUGUGGGAAGGAUUGAAGAUUCGGCUAUUUUGUUUGAGCAGAUGACUGUUAAAGGGGUACAGCCGAACGAGUUUACUUGGAAUGCUAUGAUUGCAGGGUUUGCUCGGAGAGGAGACUGUGAUCUAGCUUUUGCUUUCUUCUCAAGGAUGCAUGAAGAGGGGUUGAUCCCCGACUUAGUAACUUGGAACGCGAUGAUUUCUGGCUUUGUUCAGAGUCAAAGACCAGCCGAAGCAUUUCAGCUGUUUGUCAAUAUGUUGUCUAGUGGCUUGAGGCCUAAUCAAGUGACCAUCACGGGUUUAUUACCUGCUUGUGGAAUGAUUGGUUCAAUCAACCUAGGGAGGGAGAUUCAUGGUUUCAUCUUCAGAAAGGAGCUACAAGUUAACGCCUUUGUUGGCAGUGCCCUUGUAGAUGUAUACUCUAAAUGUGGCAGCGUAAAAGAUGCUUGGAACGUCUUUCUCUCAAUUUCCUGCAAGAACUUUGCUUCGUGGAAUGCCAUGAUCAGAUGCUAUGGAAAUUAUGGCAUGCCGGAGUCAGCCGUUCAAUUAUUCCAGCGAAUGCAAAAUGAAGGUAUACAACCAAAUGAAGUCACCUUUACAUCUAUUCUUGCAUCUUGUAGUCAUGGAGGUUUAGUGGACAAAGGGCUGGAGAUCUUUAAGUUGAUGAAAGAAUCCUAUGGUAUAGAACCAGCAAAGGAGCAUUAUGCUUCCGUUGUCGACCUUUUGUGCCGUGCUGGGAGGAUGAAUGAGGCUUAUGAUAUAAUCACAGACAUGGAAAUCGGAGUAACUGUGUCCACUGUUGGGGCUUUCUUGAACGGAUGUUUGAUUCAUGAAAGAAGAGAUCUUGCUGAAAAGAUGGUUCAAGCUGUGUUAUUGAAGAAACCAGGAGGUCUUGUGACACUCUCAAAUAUAUAUGCAGGUGAAGGAGACUGGGACCAAGUUGAGAAACUAAGGAUGCUAAUGAAGGAUGAAGGUGUCCUUACGAUGCCUGGUUCCAGUAGCCUUUAG
Oldenlandia corymbosa var. corymbosa is the source of this 1470-nucleotide messenger RNA. Lineage: Eukaryota; Viridiplantae; Streptophyta; Magnoliopsida; Gentianales; Rubiaceae. The record is from the annotation of a GenBank genome assembly.